Molecule: messenger RNA, 2248 nt
Organism: Osmerus eperlanus (European smelt)
Lineage: Eukaryota; Metazoa; Chordata; Actinopteri; Osmeriformes; Osmeridae
Gene: wnt2
Product: wingless-type MMTV integration site family member 2
Exons: 5
Coding region: 362-1414 (350 amino acids)
Biological process (GO): multicellular organism development; neuron differentiation; cell fate commitment
Cellular component (GO): extracellular region
Molecular function (GO): frizzled binding; cytokine activity
Source: RefSeq, a predicted model, not a curated record
CAAGCUAGCCUGAACAGAUACUUUCAGACGCCUAGUUUCUUCACCUCAUUCCUGAGACAAGAUUGCGCCCACCCCUUGUGUAAGCAAUUUAAACCUGAUAGAGGAUCAUCUGCCUAUCUUUACACCGAAAAUCUUUGUAAACUCAAGUUCUCAUGCGCGGAGCUUUAUCCAAAACCACAGUUAUGUUUUUUACGGGCACAAAUCCGACCGGUUAGCGCGAUAAAAGCACUUUUAUUUUGAUUUGUGCAACUGAGAAGCCCUAAACCAGAUAUAUACGCGCGCCACUAUCCUUUCCUUUCCCCAUGAAAAUGCUCUGAACAGGUGCCUGAACGAAUGUGCACACCGACCAAAGUUUAGUAAUAUGAACUUAUUUCCAAGUGGAAUAUAUUUUUAUUUAUCUGUAGCAAUCUGUUGGCUAACGUCAGGUGUCCACGCAUCUUGGUGGUACAUGGGUACCCUCGGGUCGCAAGUGAUGUGCGACAACAUCCCGGGGUUAGUCAGCAAACAGCGGCAGCUGUGCCGCCAGCAUCCCAAAGUCAUGCAGGCUAUAGGAGCCGGGAUGAAAGACUGGAUCGGCGAGUGUCAGUAUCAGUUCCAGAACCACCGCUGGAGUUGCAACACCAUGGCGCGGGAACACAACGUGUUCGGGCGGCUUCUUUCGCGUAGUAGUCGCGAGGCGGCCUUUGUCUAUGCCAUCUCCUCAGCCGGCGUGGUGUACACACUGGCACGAGCCUGCAGCCAGGGAGACCUCGAGUCGUGCUCCUGCGACCCCACCAAGAAGGGCUCAUCGCGGGACACCAAGGGCGCCUUCGACUGGGGCGGCUGCAGUGACCACGUGGAGCACGCCAUGAGGUUCAGUCAGGUGUUUGUCGACGCCAAGGAGAGGAAGGAGAAGGACGCCCGUGCCCUCAUCAACCUGCACAACAACCGCGCCGGCCGCAAGGCGGUGAAACGCUUCAUGACCCUGGAGUGUAAGUGUCACGGUGUGAGCGGCUCCUGCAGUGUCCGGACCUGCUGGCUGGCCAUGGCAGACUUCCGGCGCACGGGCGACCACCUUCGUCGGCGCUACAACGGAGCUGUCCAGGUGGCCGUCAACCAGUACGGCACCGGCUUCGCUGCCCUCCUCGCCCACGCCAAGCGACCAAGCAAGAAUGACUUGGUGUAUUUUGAGGACUCGCCCGACUACUGCAUGCAAGACCAUGAGUCUGGUUCGGUGGGUACAGACGGUCGUGUCUGCAACAGGACGUCCCGCGGCAUGGACAGCUGCGAGGUCAUGUGCUGUGGCCGUGGUUAUGACACAUCGCGGGUCAGCCGCACCACCAAGUGUGAGUGCAAGUUUCAUUGGUGCUGUGCAGUGCACUGUAGAGACUGUGAGCACCAGGUGGACGUACACACCUGCAAGCCCCAGACGUGACCUGGCUACAGCCACGUCGACCAGACAAACAACCCGGCCGUCAGACCCGACUGGGGCGCAUACCUGACACAUCACUUCGGCCUGUUUUAGGCUGAGUUAAAGCCUCAAACUAACUUUCGUCCAUUUUCCAUAAAUCCAUUAUGCUUCAGUUAGCAUGAUUCACUGUGCAAGAAUGUAAAGCUGUAGACAUUUAUACAACCCCCCCCAAAUAUGUGAUUUGCAUCCAUCAAACUGCUGUAGUUACAGAAAAGACUAUCAAACUCAAUCACCACUAGUAUUGUUUUUUUUUAAGGUGUGACGUGCACCUUUUUAACCCUUGUGUUAUCUUCGGGUCAUUCUGACCCAUCAGUCAUUGUGACCCACCGUCGUAUUGUGACAAAUUUACCUCAUACAAAAACAAAGUGAAGCAUUUUCUUUUAACUGUCGGGCUGUCUCAGACCCCCCACAUUGGAAUGGUUAAAAGAAAAUUAUUUGUAUUUGUUUUUGUAUUGGGUAAAAUUGGGUAAACACAACGAUGGUUCGUUAUGAACCUUUGGGUCAUGUGACCCGAAGGCAGCACGAGGGUUAAGAAUAGUACAGCAACAACAUGGCAUUGUAAAGUCAUUUACAGGUCGCUUGUGCAGAAUUUGUGAUUUUAGGACACAUCCAUGUUGCGGUGUUUCAUAUACUGUAUAGUGUGCUUUUUGUCUAUAGAGCUGAUUAUCCAAAUAUCAAUAUCAGUUUAGAGUAAAAGCUGAAGUUAAAUUCCAAAAUGCAACAUCCACUCAAAUGUCAACUUUUGUCAAAUCUUUGCAAGCAAAAAUAAAUACUGUUGAUGGAUUUUUUUUAUCAUUA